Molecule: messenger RNA, 222 nt
Organism: Penicillium angulare
Lineage: Eukaryota; Fungi; Ascomycota; Eurotiomycetes; Eurotiales; Aspergillaceae
Exons: 2
Coding region: 1-222 (73 amino acids)
Source: RefSeq, a predicted model, not a curated record
AUGGAUAUUGCUAAUUCAUGGACCGAACAACAAAACUACCUCAAGACCCCCGAUAGAAUCCCGAAGGGCUACGAUGAAAAUUACCAGACGUUGAUUCGACGAAAUCCUGAGACAUAUGUGUGGUUCAGUGUUGGAUAUUGGUACUUCCAGCAGACUCAGUGGACUUCGAAAAACCAGAGGUGGAGUUUCCAUUCUGGUGCAGGUGAACACCUUCAGCUAUAA